Molecule: messenger RNA, 390 nt
Organism: Cylindrotheca closterium
Lineage: Eukaryota; Bacillariophyta; Bacillariophyceae; Bacillariales; Bacillariaceae
Source: the annotation of a GenBank genome assembly
AUGAUCCGUUACUGGAGUUAUAUCCAGAGUGCUGUGGUUCGAAUUGGCCAAAAGGUCUUGGAGAUCCAAGGAAAGCCAGGAAAGCUGGAUACCGAGAUUCAUUAUUGGAUCAAUUACGAGUACCAAGGCGAGCUGACCGAGUUUGCUGGCUUUCCCGUGACACUGGCCCCUUUCCACACUCGCAUCGAGAUUAAUUUCGACUUUGUCUACUCUGGACAGAAGAUUACUCUUUCGGCCUUCAAGGAGCUCGCCAAGGCCUCAUUUGGAAACUCCUCCAAGGAAGCCUUUGGAAACACUGUCGGCAUCCUUGGAAACUUCACAACUGGUGAGACCCUUGCUCGAGAUGGCUCUACAGUUCUUACAGACUUUAUGGAACUGGGGCAUGAAUAG